Dendrobium catenatum is the source of this 1183-nucleotide messenger RNA. RefSeq lists its product as uncharacterized. Bases 105 to 785 code for a protein of 226 amino acids. The transcript is spliced from 3 exons. The record is from RefSeq and is a predicted model, not a curated record. NCBI's taxonomy places the organism in Eukaryota, Viridiplantae, Streptophyta, Magnoliopsida, Asparagales, Orchidaceae.
UUUCUCGGGUAGCGGACCUGCUCUAACGAGAGGGAGGGAAGGAUGGAGGAUCUUGGAGAUGUGCCGGUGAUUCUGCUUUAGGGCUUUUUUCUGUGUAGCUGGAAAUGGCGAGUUACGUGUCGGGGAAGAUGAAGAGGAAAGAUUUGGAUGAGGUCUACGGCGAUUUCUCCGAUUUAUUGUUUUCUGCACCGGCUACGAAGAUUCGGAGGCUGGAUGCUGAAUUGCCUUUGAUCUCCGACAAGAUUGAACCACCAUUUACCACCUCGGUGCUUGGAAAAGGACUACUGCCCGAUGAAGAAAUGUGCAGUGCUGUGCUGGAUGAGAGGUCAGGAUUAACUGAAGCUGUUUCGCCUUCCACAUUCAAUGAAGAAAGAGCUCUUGUUAUGUAUAAACCUCCAGAUGCGCAGUUUGCCUCUUCUUUAAAAAUUAACCCAAAACUGAUCACUUGUCUCAAGAAUUAUGCAUUCUGGCCAAGAAACCCUAACAUGCUAGUUGAAGAACAACGCGAGGAAGAUCUGCAAUCACCAACUAAUAAAUGCUUAGCUGUGGUUCCUUGGGUUCCAUCUCAUGUCUCUGUAACUCGACAAGUAAUGGAAGCUUUGGCUUCUGGAAAUGAGCCAAUUGAAGAACAAAUGGAAGCAGAAGCAGCUCAUACAUCUAUGGAAAUAGAAGAGGAGAACAGUGAAUCUGAUAUUUCUGGUGUUGGAGCUCAAGGCAAUCAACAAUGGCAACAACAUUGCAUGACUCCACAGCUCCUGCAGAACAACUCCACUAUAAUGUGGUGAUAAAAUCAUCCAAUUUUCUAUUUUUUUUGGCCUCCCAUUGGUGAAGAAGAUGAUGCUCAACCAUUUUGAUAAGGUAUUUUACUCCAUAAACCUCCUUUAAUUUAAGAGUGGAAAUCAAUCUAUUGAGCUAUUUUGUUCAGCUCCAAGAUCUUCUUCACCAGAGUUAAUUAAAGGUUUUUUUUUGGUGAGCUUGAAGUUUGUAUGUACACAUUGAAGCAAUUAUAGAUGCGGAUCAUUUUGAUCUGUUGGUUAGGAUCUUUGACUAUCAAUUAAGAGGUUUUGAGUUCGAGUCUUGCCUUAAUUAGCCUAUAUUAGAGGUGCUGCUGUACAUUUUCUUGAACAUUAGUGGGUCAACCUGUAAUUUGCAACUUUUGUGGACAAUAUUCAUUUGAGCAAUA